This is a messenger RNA of Paraphaeosphaeria sporulosa, 1719 nucleotides long. RefSeq lists its product as uncharacterized. NCBI's taxonomy places the organism in Eukaryota, Fungi, Ascomycota, Dothideomycetes, Pleosporales, Didymosphaeriaceae. The record is from RefSeq and is a predicted model, not a curated record. The transcript has a single exon. The coding region runs from base 418 to 1302 and encodes 294 amino acids.
GCCAUUGUCGAUUCAAACUCUUUUCUUUGUGCGUGUCGAUUCGGCGGCUUGUGUCGUGCAUCUUGCACGAGAGCGCGGUCCGCGUUCGCUUGUCGGCUGUCUCGCUUUGUCAGGAGAUCGUCGCCGGCCUCUGUCGUGUGAUUCUGAAAAUCAUUGCACAUCCCGGCUUUCCUAGGCAUACCGACGCUUGGUUCAACUGCGGCGGUGCAGUGAAAAAUCACGGAUACGUGUGCUCUACUUCACGUGCUUCGCCUCUUUCCACGGUUGCAACGUUGGGACCCUUAGCAGAUUUGGCUGUCAGCCCGCGCAAAAAUUCGAUUUCGCCUCGUUAAAUCUUCGCCGCUGCUCACCACUUUGUCUGCUCAUCAGACCCCGAGAAAGAGUUAUUGGAGAUUGUACUUCUGAAUCAUCGUGGGAAUGACGCCGAAUUUAUUCGUCGCGACCCAGAAGGUCUUCCAGCCGCGGAAAUGGUUCAAGAAGCCGAACGACAAGCCUCAGCGGAGAACUGAGCACUGGAAGUCACCAGUUCCUGGGGUGUACGAGUAUAUUCCUGGCCGUGGAUGGUACCUUGUCGCCACGUACAAAGAGCAUGGCGAGUCUGAUGCUGUCGAGAUCGCGUCCAAGGAGGGAGGUCCGGUAGGAGGGGCCGAUUCUGCAAAGCCCAAGGAGACUGUUCCGGUUGCUUCGCCUGUUCCAGUGCGCUACUCCAAAGUUCUCAAGAAGUAUCUCCUCAAUCCAGAUUACGAGGUCCGGAAGAGGUACGGCACGAUCGAGAACGCCAAAGGCCGCAUGGUCCAGGUAGGCUUCUUUCAGCUCGACGACGGCGUCGCCUGGGUCAACUGCUGGGACGAAGAGGGCGAGUUCAUCCCCGGCCCGUACAAGCUGUGGUGCAUUGGCAAGAACGAUCGCUUCCGCCAUAUGCUUAAAGCCGACGACCCGGAAUAUCAGCGCUCGCACCCAAACUCUCGCGCUGGCUCCCGGGCGAACUCUAUCGAGCGCGAGGCAGGUUCUCGUCGCAACAGCCAAGAUUCACGCAGCACUCAGUACCGCCCUGGCCCUGGUAGCACGUACGAUGGACCCAGCGUGCCAUCAUCGCGCGCGAACAGCGUCAGGAACUUCACGCCUUCGGAUCCUGCCUCGAAAUCCGGCAGCCGGGCUAAUUCGCGCCGUAAUAGCCUUACGCGCGGUCAACGGAGCCCCCGGAUUCUGCUUGACGAUGCGAACCCUGCGCUGAGGGAGUUGGCAAUGUCGCAAGCCGCCAAAGAGCGCUCGAAUCGUUCCAUCGAGACGACGAAAGGCUGAAAACGUUAGCUGUACGGUGAUGGCGGUGGUGUUGGUGUUGUGUGUUGUAGGAUGACGUGCACGCGACAACAGCUCUGGUCGACGUUCGCACAGCAAUCGCGACCUACGAACCCCGACGGCAUACUUCACGAUACAUAAUUAUAGCGCAGCGAACAUUUCUUUACGUCACAGCCCGGUACAUAGCGUCCCGGUGGCACUCUGCACAGGCGUUCCAUUGCAUUUCUUUUCUCUCGGACAGGGCGUCACGACAGCGGCAAUCAAAAGUAAACGGUAUACCCAGUCAGCAUCAUGUAUGACAACUGCACUCUGUUAGAUUAUUGGGCGUUCAUCUCGCGACAGUACUUAUAUAAUAUUUGUAGUUUCACUCAUGCAAUUGCGGAUCUUUCAAGAGUGCGAGGGCUGUUUGUGUGAUGCUGA